AUGUCAACUUUCGAUCAUAUUGAAAAUAAAUUUUCAUCAGGCAUUGAUAAUGAAGAAACUGCAUUAUCAACAUAUGAAAACGAGUGUGAAAAAAUGCUCCAUGAAAAUUUAUCUAAUGGGCAAGAUUACUAUUCACAAAAAUUAUUUAUUGCAUUUCAAACUGCAGCAACGAAUGUUACAAAAAUGUUUCGUGAACGCUCGAAUGGGACAAAUAACUGGAAUACUUUUCAUGCAGCAGCUGAAUCUGUUACACUUCUUUAUAAAGAAAGUCUUGAUACUUUAAAGGAUGCUAUUCAACUCGGUAUUAUCAAUGGUGAACAGCAUAAAACUAAAGAGGUUUUACGUUGGACUCGUCGUAAACAACAUCGUCAUAUACGAAGUCAAGAAAUUUCUGAUUAUCUAGUUGAUCGUUCACCUUACCUCUCUGCAUGUCCAACAGAUAUCGGUAGUACAAACACAGGUACUAUGAAUCAAUUUCCAAUUGUCGAUGAUUUACAUACAUUUCGACAAGCACUUGUUAUGGAUGAUGCUGGCAAUGCACAUCAGAUUGGUGCAUCAUCAGAUUGUCAUUCUGAACAGCUUGAAAGUUUUGUUCGGCAACAAGUUGCGAAUCAAUUAGCACGUAAACGUGAUUUUCAUUCGACAGAUUUAUCUAUAAACGACUUUCAGAAGUUGAAACGUGCACGACAUAUGUAA
Messenger RNA from Rotaria socialis, 696 nucleotides. The record is from the annotation of a GenBank genome assembly. NCBI's taxonomy places the organism in Eukaryota, Metazoa, Rotifera, Eurotatoria, Philodinida, Philodinidae.